This is a messenger RNA of Macrosiphum euphorbiae (potato aphid), 1827 nucleotides long. NCBI's taxonomy places the organism in Eukaryota, Metazoa, Arthropoda, Insecta, Hemiptera, Aphididae. The record is from the annotation of a GenBank genome assembly.
AUGCCAGGUACUAGGUGUGCUGUAGCGUUGUGUUCCAACAGUUUGCAAGUGACUAAGAAAAAUGACCUUAACAUUUCAUAUCAUACAUUUCCUAAAGAUAAAAAAUUGUCUAAUCUUUGGAUUAAUGCUUGUAGACGAAAAGAUACAUGGAAUCCAAAAACUAGUACAGUUUGUAGCAUUCAUUUUGUAGAUGAUGAUUUUGAAGUGGAUCUCCGUAGUCAAUUGAUGAACAUAAAAACUAAAAGAAAAUUAAAACCUCAAGCUAUUCCUACACAAUAUUUGAAAGAAUGUCCUUCAGAUAUUUCCACACAAGUGACAUCAAGACAACAACGUGCAAAUAAACGCAUAAAUGAAAAUAUUGUUAAACAUUUAAUACUACCAACUCAAAAAAUUGAAGAUGAAUCACCUGAAAAUGUACAUCCUGUUAUUGAAGAUGAAUCAUCCGAUGAUGUACAUCCUGUUAUUGAAGAUAAGUAUGAAAAAUUAUUGAGUGAGCAUCAAAAAUUAAAAAUUAAAUAUAAAAAUUUAGCCGAACUAAAAAGAAGCCAAAAAAACCGGAUAAUAAUGUUAAAUAAAAAAUUCAAUUCACUUUCUCAAAAAUUUGGUGAACAUACUAGCCAAACACAUUUGUUAGAAGAAGCUUUAAAAUCAAAUUUUAGUGAGACUCAAUUAAGCCUUAUUAAAAAAAACCGAAAAAAAGUUAUUUGGGGAACAGAUGAUAUAUCGAAGGCUUUUACAAUAAGAUAUCUAAGCAAAAGGUGUUAUAUUUAUCUUAGAAAUAAAUUACAUUACCCACUUCCACAUGUUUCCACAUUAGUCAAAUGGGCUUCAAGAUUAAACUUUCGUCAAGGUGUUUUAUUAGAUGUCAUUAGAAUAAUGAAAAUAGCAGCACUUAACUUCAAUGAGUUAGAAAAAAUAUGUGUCAUUCAAUUCGAUGAAAUGAAAAUACAAACCGCUUUUGAAUAUGACAAAAAAAAUGAUCAGUUAAUUGGGCCAUAUAGACAAAUGCAAGUAAUUAUGGUAAGAGGCUUAUUUAAAAAUUGGAAACAACCUAUUUAUGUUAACUUUGAUCAAAUAGUAACACCAGAAAUCCUUUAUGAAGUGAUAUCUAUAUUACAUGAUAAUUCAUAUAAAGUUGUUGCAUGUGUAUCUGAUUGUGGAGGUGCUAAUAUAGGCUUGUGGAAAAAAUUAAAUAUAUCUAUUGAAAACACUUAUUUUUUACAUCCUACCACAAAUGAUAAAAUUUAUUACUUUGCAGAUGCACCUCAUCUUUUGAAACUCACUCGCAAUUGGCUAAUAGAUACAGGUUUUGUUCUUUCAGAUGGUUCAAAUGUAAACUCAACACCACUAAAAGAGUUAUUAAAAAUAACAAAGUCAGAAAUUUCUACUUGUCAUAAAUUAUCUGAAAAACAUAUAGAAUGUGUAAAGGCUGAAAGGCAAAAUGUGGGAUUAGCAGCCCAACUACUAUCACAUAGUGUCGCAACAGCUUUAUGCCAUUACAAGCCUGGAUUUAAUAAAAUAUUAUCUGAAAAUACAGGAAAAUUUGUUGAAGUAAUAAGUAAUUGGUAUGACAUUAUGAACUCAUAUACAUCUACUGAAACACUAUGUACAAAGAAGGCGUAUGGCUUAAAUCUAUCAGAACAAAAUAAAUGUUUGGAUAAAAUGUAUGAAUUAAUAUUUUCAAUGAGAUGUAAUGGAAAAAACACUCUACAAACUUUCCAGUAUAUCAGUAUAUUAUCCGUGGACCGAGUAGGCAUCUUUCACCGUGCGUCCGUGCAUAUGAUCACCACUAGCGCUCCAACGACGCGGCGGCAUGCGCAGUUGUGA